Messenger RNA from Xylona heveae TC161, 1134 nucleotides. Its product is annotated as plasma membrane iron permease. Lineage: Eukaryota; Fungi; Ascomycota; Xylonomycetes; Xylonales; Xylonaceae. Gene Ontology annotation, cellular component: plasma membrane; high-affinity iron permease complex. Gene Ontology annotation, biological process: iron ion transmembrane transport. The record is from RefSeq and is a predicted model, not a curated record. Bases 1 to 1134 code for a protein of 377 amino acids. Gene Ontology annotation, molecular function: ferrous iron transmembrane transporter activity. The transcript has 6 exons.
AUGGUCAACGUUUUCGCCGUACCCAUCUUUUUCAUCUGCUUUAGAGAGUGUCUGGAGACGAGUAUUAUUGUCUCAGUGCUCCUGGCCUUCUUGAAGCAGACUUUGGGACCUGAGCAGGACAAAACAACAUAUAAAAGAUUGGUGAAACAGGUAUGGUGGGGCACAGCGCUCGGUCUGAUCAUUUGUCUUUGCAUUGGCGCCGGAAUGAUUGGUGCCUUUUACGGCUUCGGCAAGGACCAUUUUGCCAACACCGAGGACAUCUGGGAGGGCACUUUCGGAAUCAUUGCCUCCCUGAUCAUCUCGGCCAUGGGUGCCGCUUUGUUGCGAGUGUCCAAGUUGCAAGAUAAGUGGCGUGUCAAGCUUGCAAAGGCGCUCGAGUCCAAGGAGGUCAAGAAAGCUGGUUCUGGUCACCGUAUCAAGAGAUGGGCUGCUCUUAAGAGAUGGGCCGAAAAGUAUGCCAUGUUUAUGUUGCCAUUCGUGACUGUGUUGCGUGAGGGGCUCGAAGCUAUUGUUUUCAUUGGUGGUGUUGGCUUGGGCCUUCCUGCUACGGCUUUCCCCAUUCCCGUGAUCACUGGUCUCAUGGCGGGCGCCGCCGUCGGUUACCUCAUCUAUAAAGGCGGAAACUUUGCUUCUAUCCAGGUCUUCUUGAUUGUGUCCACGUGCUUCUUGUAUCUGGUCGCUGCCGGUCUUUUCUCAAAGGCCAUCUGGUAUUUCCAAAACAAUAACUGGAACAAGAUCGUUGGCGGUGACGCCGCCGAAGUCGGCAAUGGUCCUGGUUCUUAUGAUAUUCGCCAGAGUGUCUGGCAUGUCAAUUGCUGUGGUCCUGAGAUCAACGGUGGUGGUGGCUGGGGUGUCUUCAAUGCUCUUUUUGGCUGGCAGAACUCGGCCACUUACGGCUCCGUCAUCUCAUACAACAUCUACUGGAUAGUCAUUAUCGUGUGUUUCUUGGCCAUGAGAUAUAACGAGAAGAAGGGCCACUGGCCUUUCUUGAAGCCCAAGAAGAACCUUGAUGUUGAAGAGUGUGACGAUGCCGCAAGUGGCUCGAGAGCCGAAACCGUUGAAGUUGAUGUCGAGAAGAAAGACCAUGCGGCAGAUCGGGCAACUUCAACCAAUGUCAGGACCAUUGAGGGAUAG